GACCCAGCUCACCGCUAGCGGCGUGGGAGGUGAAUAUAGUGGCCUUUCCGCCCGGACUAGCACUGCCGUCCUGGAUUUGAGUGCGCUGGGCAGCUCAGGGAAGAAGCAGGGUCACUCUCUGGGAGGGAACCUUCCCAAAGAAAAGCGAGUCUGAUGCAAAGCCUUUCAGCAUCACCUCUGAUCACCUCCACCUCAACAUAGGACUAAGAGCUCCAGUAUAAAGUUACAACUGACAGAGUCGUAGGACAUAGUAGUUCAGAUCCUGUUAAGGGUCCAGAGAAGUUUUAGAGAAGUGCACCCAAUUCAUCAUGAUUGAAGACAACAAGGAAAACAAAGAGCAUUCCUUAGAAAGGGGAAGAGCAACUGUCAUUUUUUCCUUGAAGAAUGAAGUUGGAGGACUUAUAAAAGCACUGAAAAUUUUCCAGGAGAAGCAUGUGAACUUGUUACAUAUUGAGUCUCGAAAAUCAAAGAGAAGAAACUCAGAAUUUGAGAUUUUUGUUGACUGCGAUAUCAAUAGAGAACAAAUGAAUGAUAUUUUUCAUCUGUUGAAGAAUCAUACUAAUGUUUUGUCUGUCAACCUACCAGACAAUUGCACCAUGAAGGAAGAUGGUAUGGAAACUGUUCCUUGGUUUCCAAAGAAGAUUUCUGACCUAGACCACUGUGCCAACAGAGUUCUGAUGUAUGGAUCUGAACUGGAUGCUGACCAUCCUGGCUUCAAAGACAAUGUCUACCGUAAAAGACGGAAGUAUUUUGCAGACUUGGCUAUGAACUAUAAACAUGGAGACCCCAUUCCUAAGGUUGAAUUCACUGAAGAGGAGAUUAAGACCUGGGGAACCGUGUUCCGAGAACUCAACAAACUGUACCCAACCCACGCCUGCAGAGAGUAUCUCAAAAACUUACCCUUGCUUUCUAAAUACUGUGGAUACCGGGAAGAUAAUAUCCCACAAUUGGAAGAUGUCUCCAACUUUUUGAAAGAACGCACAGGUUUUUCCAUCCGUCCUGUGGCUGGUUACUUAUCACCAAGAGAUUUCUUAUCAGGUUUAGCCUUUCGAGUUUUUCACUGCACACAGUAUGUGAGACACGGUUCGGACCCCCUCUACACCCCAGAGCCAGAUACCUGCCAUGAACUCUUAGGUCAUGUCCCCCUUUUGGCUGAACCUAGUUUUGCUCAGUUCUCCCAAGAAAUUGGCCUGGCUUCUCUUGGAGCUUCAGAAGAGGCUGUUCAAAAACUGGCAACGUGCUACUUCUUCACUGUGGAGUUUGGUCUAUGUAAAGAAGAGGGGCAGCUAAGAGUCUUUGGUGCUGGUUUACUUUCUUCCAUCAGUGAACUCAAGCAUGCACUUUCUGGACAUGCCAAAGUAAAGCCCUUUGAUCCCAAGAUUACCUGUAAACAGGAGUGUCUCAUCACAACUUUUCAGGAUGUCUACUUUGUAUCUGAAAGCUUUGAAGAUGCAAAAGAGAAGAUGAGAGAAUUUACCAAAACAAUCAGGCGUCCAUUUGGAGUGAAGUAUAAUCCAUAUACACGGAGUAUUCAGAUCUUGAAAGACACCAGGAGCAUAACCAGUGCCAUGAACGAGCUGCAGCACGAUCUCGAUGUUGUCAGUGAUGCCCUGGCUAAGGUUAGCAGGCAGCCGAGCAUCUGACAGUGGCAUUCCUUAUCCUGAAAGCAUCUGAGCGUCAAUUCAGAGGCCUGUGGGUCAACGGUUGCUUUUCCUGAAGACCUGGUUGUGGAGGGACAGCAGCCGAAUGAUAUUCUCUACUCCUAUUCCCUAAUGGACUAUUAGUCUUUGCAAAUGUGUACCUGGAUCUUUGAGCCACUAAUUUUUUUCCUUUUGGUAAUAGCUUUAGUGAGGCGUAAUUCACAUACCAUGCAAUUCACUACCACCCCGGUUUUUAUAGAGAAUUUGCUUGACCCAAUGGAUCUAGUCCUAGCCUGAUUCCAUUUUCUUCAGUCCUUCUUGAGUAAAAUGACUGAUGAUUACUUAAAAUACUUUGAUGGUAUUAACUUUGAUGAUUACUUAAAAUGCUUUGAUGGUUAUUAUGGAAUUGAUCCAUAUUGUUACCUAAGAUUUUCUAAGGGAGCUCCCUUGUGGCACAGUGAGUUGGGGGUCCGGCAUUGUCACUGCAGCAGUUUGAGCAGCUGCUGUGGCAUGGUUUUGAUCCCUGGCCCGGAAACUUACACAUGCCGUGGGGAUGGCCAAAAAAUUUUGUUAAGUAUCUUACUUAUCACUGAGUUUAUGCCAAGCUCAGUCACAUUCACAUUCUUAAAUUUAUCAGGAGACUAGCUGUCUCUGCUGCUAGAUGGAGGAAAAGCAGGGAGGCCUUUGCACACAAAACAUACCUAGUAAAGGGCAAGUAGUCUAGGUUCAGGUGUAGUGUCUUAUAGGGAAAUGGGAGUAGCUAAGUCUAGAAAGAUUGAUUGGGCAUAAACUUUAAGUCCAGGUGAAGGAUUCGGAACUUUUUUUUUGUAGGCACCAGAGAGCCCCUGCCCAAGUGACCAUCCUCCUUUAAACUCUUCUUUCUAUAGCAUUGCAUGAUGCUGGUUUUGUUUUAGGUUAGUCCUACUCAUGGGGCCAAGGGGAAUUUUGUGGGGGUGCUAUUUGCAAGGAUGUGGCAUGCAGACAUGCAACCCCAGGGAUGGCCCUCAGGUUAGCAGGAGACAGUGUCGUCUGGGACAGAGGAGAGAUACACUAAGUUAAAGUUGGAAAAGCAAUGCCGAGCACUUUAUUGCCAAGAUAGAAGGUACCAUAAACAGGAAGGCGGAGGGUCAAGGGUGGGCAAAUGGGGAGGAGAUGGUGUAGGAAAAGUCAAGAAGAGCAUUUCAGGACUGACACUGUAAUAACAAAGGUUGCAGCAUUGGCUUUUAUGUGGGGUCAGUGGUGUCAUGCAGGGAGCAGGCCUGGUAUACACAAACCAAACUCCCAAGUAUAGGCUCCUGUCUUUUCAGUUUGCUUCUCUCCUCCCCCUACCCACCAGAGGAAGACUCUCCUCCAGUUUCUGUCUUUGGCCCUCUUCUCUCUCUGCUAUAUGUCUUCUACAUCCAUGACUUCAAUUCUUAUUUCAUGUGAUUCCCAUACUUGCAAUUCUAACCCUGACAUCUGUCGCGAAUUUUUGCCUCUUAAGUCCAGGUGCCUGCUGAAUAUUUCCGUUUAGAUGCCCCAUAAAUUAGGCCAAUGUGGUAUCACUUCUUGUGGCACCAUUCAUGUAGAAUGAAAUGGGGUUGUGGGAGUUCCCGUCAUGGCUCAGCGGUUAAUGAAUCUGAGCAGCAUCCAUAAGGACACAGGUUCGAUCCCUGGCCUAGCUCAGUGGGUUAAGGAUCCUGCGUUGCUGUGACCAUGGUGUAGGCCAGUUGCUACAGCUCCAAUUUGACCCCUAGCCUGGGAACCUCCAUAUGCUGUGAGUGUGGCCCUAAAAACAAAAAAGCAAAAAGAAAUAAAUGUGGGUUGUGCAAUGUAGCAGCCCUGCCCAAUAUCUCAAACUCUAAAGGUCCAAAAGGAACUCAGAAUCCCUUGAAUAUUAUGCCCCAUCAGCUUCCUCUCCCAGUGAUCUCAUUUCUAUUAAUGGUAUAUUAAAGGUCUUUCAGAACUCUUAAAAAUUUUAUUUUAUGUUAUUCAAAGAAAUAGAAUUAGAAAGAGUAAUUAAUCCUACUUCAAAUUUUUACAUUACUUAUAAAUUUUAAUAGCUGAUCAAUUGUUAAGUAUACCUUUGAUAGUAAUAGAUCUAAGUCAGCCAAUCUGAAGCCAUCUGAAAUAUUGGUUAGGUAGUGUAUAGUUAGUGUAUUUGAUUGCAAGGAAAUCUAUUAAGCAAACCAUAAUAGAUAGCAAAUAACAAACUGUGCAUACUGUAUCUAGUUAUUUUCAUACAACUUUAUCAUGGUAUGGUAAAGAAUGGUAGUUAUUAAAUUUUUUGAUAGUUAUUAAAUUUUUAAAUGAUGGUAUUUCAAAUCAUUCUAUGACAAAAGCCUACUAAAGUAAAUGUUGAAGACAUGACCGUUAUAAUUCACAUCUUCAGAGUAAUGCAAACAUUUCAUGAUUGAUUUCAGUUUGUUCUUCUAACCUCUGAAUUUAAAAUAUUUGAUAAAUGAGGAGUCCUGAGAACCUUAGAGUUUUCAUGCAUUUUAAAUAUAUGCCUUCAGAGCAUCAAGGAAUAUGUUAAUAGUUAUUCAAAUAUGAGAACAGAAUUGAACCAAAAGUGUGGUUCAUAAUUCUUAAUUAGUGAGUUAUUACUUGGAGACAUAGAUGGUGUUUUCCUAACUUUUGGAAGAAUGCUCCAAAAGCUAGCUGUCAGAAUGCCUGCAUUUCGUAAUCUGCCUAGUUUAUCAUUUGGAGUUAUAUGGUAGUAAUGACCCACCAAAGUGUAUAGGAUUAUAGUUCAUUUUUAAGUUGCCUUCCAAAAGGAAAAAAUAAAAAACUCCUGGAAUUGUCUAAAGGAGCACAUACUAGAAUUCAUACAUUACUUUUUUUGAAAUGUAUAUACUGUCAUCUAUUUCAGUCUAGUCUUUAUUUUACUAAAAUAAUAUACAUUUAUGAUCUGCAAGUUUGUUAUUCAACUGGAUAAUAAAAGGACACAAAAAUUCCUGUUCUCAACCAGCGUUUAUUUUUGUCAAAUAUGUUAAAAACUAACUUAAUAAACAAUAAGUUCUUACUGUA
Molecule: messenger RNA, 4649 nt
Organism: Sus scrofa (pig)
Lineage: Eukaryota; Metazoa; Chordata; Mammalia; Artiodactyla; Suidae
Gene: TPH1
Product: tryptophan hydroxylase 1
Biological process (GO): aromatic amino acid metabolic process; serotonin biosynthetic process
Cellular component (GO): neuron projection
Molecular function (GO): iron ion binding; tryptophan 5-monooxygenase activity
Source: RefSeq, a predicted model, not a curated record